Gastrolobium bilobum is the source of this 685-nucleotide messenger RNA. RefSeq names its product two-on-two hemoglobin-3-like. The record is from RefSeq and is a predicted model, not a curated record. The coding region runs from base 12 to 521 and encodes 169 amino acids. Gene Ontology annotation, molecular function: oxygen binding; heme binding; oxygen carrier activity. Lineage: Eukaryota; Viridiplantae; Streptophyta; Magnoliopsida; Fabales; Fabaceae. Gene Ontology annotation, biological process: oxygen transport. The transcript is spliced from 4 exons.
GAAAAAGAGAGAUGCAGAGUCUGCAAGAGAAGGCUUCUGAAUGGAGUGGAGUUCAAACGGCCCAUGCUUUCGCCAUAGACGACAACAAUUUGUUUCACAAGCUCGGCCUUCAAACCUUCGUUAACCUCUCUACCAAUUUCUAUAACAGGGUGUAUGAUGAUGAGGAAGAGUGGUUUCGUUCAAUAUUUGCUAAUUCUGAGAAAGAAAACGCAAUUCAAAACCAGUACGAGUUCUUCGUUCAAAGAAUGGGAGGUCCUCCUCUCUAUUCUCAGAGAAGAGGGCAUCCUGCUCUAAUUGCUCGACAUCGACCAUUUCCUGUCACACAUCAAGCUGCAGAGAGGUGGAUACAUCACAUGCAACAAGCCUUGGACAGUACUUCGGAUAUAGAUGAUGACUCAAAGACCAAACUGAUGAACUUUUUCAGGCACACUGCAUAUUUUCUUGUGGCUGGAGUUGAACUAAAGAAUCAAAACAUGCCAUGCAAGGAUGCAGCCGGAAAUCACCCAUGUAAAAACUUUUAGCAUUUUUCUCUUUGUAAGACAGAGAGAAAAAUGAGAUGUAUGUUUUUCAAUGUUUAUACUUUGUCAAAUCUAUCAAUAACUCUUGAUGCUCCUGUUGUUGUUUGUAUUUUAACGCAUCCUAGACAUAAACUCCUACAACACAAGCACAUACAUAUUUAUAAUUA